Molecule: messenger RNA, 774 nt
Organism: Menidia menidia (Atlantic silverside)
Lineage: Eukaryota; Metazoa; Chordata; Actinopteri; Atheriniformes; Atherinopsidae
Source: the annotation of a GenBank genome assembly
UCAAGUAUGGCUGAUGAAGACGAAAAAUAUGACGGGAUGCUUCUUGUCAUGGCGCAACAACAUGAAGGAGGAGUGCAGGAGUUGGUAAACACAUUUUUCAGCUUCCUUCGUCGCAAAACAGACUUCUUCACUGGUGGAGAUUCAGGUGCUGCAGAGAAGCUGGUAAAGGAUGCCUUUGAUCACCACUGUAAGCUGGCCCUGAAGGUCCACAAGGAGAAGCAGGCGAAACAGGACAAGGAGAAGAAGGAGAAAGCUGAGAGAGCGGCCAAGCUCGAAGAGGAGGAGAGGAAAAAGAAAGGAGAGAAUGGACCUCAAAUUCAGGAACUGACAGAUGAGGAAGCAGAGAAGCUUCAGUCUGAGCUUGACAAGAAAAAGAAGGAAGAGGAGAAAAUGAAAAAUGUGACGGAAAAUGAAGCAAAGACGGAAGACAAAGCCGAUAAGGAGAAAGGGCUCGCCGUGCCGUUCGACGUCAAGUUCCGGAUCAAAGGCAGGGACGUGGUGGUGGACAUCCAGCGGCGCUCCAUCAAGGUGGGCCUGAAGGGACACCCGCCCGUCAUCGAGGGCCAGCUGUACAACGAGGUGAAGGUGGAGGAGAGCUCCUGGCUCAUCGACGACGGGAAGGUGGUCACCGUCCACCUGGAGAAGAUGAUGUACGACCAAAGGCAGAAAUCCAUGGGCCUGCCUACGUCCGAGGAGCAGAAGAAACAAGACAUCCUUAAAAAAUUCAUGGCUCAGCAUCCAGAGAUGGAUUUCUCUAAGGCUAAAUUCAGUUGA